AUGAAUGCCACCCAUGGUGCUCAAAAUGAUCCGAUACGACAUGUUGGAGAUCUUGAAAAUGUUAUAGCACAGAACAGUGGGAUUGUCGAUAUCUACAUACACGACCCUGUGAUUUCUCUGACUGGUAAUGACACCAUCGUUGGCAGAUCCCUUGUGAUUCACGAAGGCCAAGAUGAUUUGGGUCGCGGUUCUCAUCCAGACAGCCAAGAGACUGGCAACUCUGGCGGACGUUUCGGCUGCGGAAUUAUCGUUGCUAGAUGGUGGCCAUGUUGCUAA
Cylicostephanus goldi is the source of this 276-nucleotide messenger RNA. NCBI's taxonomy places the organism in Eukaryota, Metazoa, Nematoda, Chromadorea, Rhabditida, Strongylidae. The record is from the annotation of a GenBank genome assembly.